AUGCCGCCCUCCUCCCACCUGCCCGGGAGCCGCAAGCCCUGCUCAAGCUUCUGCUCCGUGGCCUGGCUCUCUCAGACCAGCUGCAGAGGGCCCACCCACACCUCCAGGCCUGCCGAGGUCUCCUGGGGGGGCCUCGCUGCCCCCACCCUGGGGUCCCACAGUGGGGAACCCCUGCAGACUGUGAGCAGCCACGCAGCCAAAACCCCAGAUCUGUCGGUGCAAGGGACGCCUGUGACUGCCCGGGCCGUGACUGCCCAGAGGGUCAUCCGAGGAGGGCGGGACCGGGUCUAUGAGUCACUGGUGCGAGGCCUGUGCAAGGAGCCUGGCCCCGGGCGGGCUCCCCGCGUCCGUACGGCCUUCACGGCGGCGCAGGUCAGCACCUUGGAGAGCUCCUUCCAGCACCGCCGGUACCUGGGCCCUCCGGAGCGGAAGAAGCUGGCAAAGGAGCUGCAGCUCUCCGAGGUGCAGAUAAAAACCUGGUUUCAGAAUCGCAGAAUGAAACACAAGCGCCAAAUGCAGGACUCGCAGCUGAACGUCCCUUUCUCUGGACCCCUCUACACGCCCCUGGCUCUCUGCCCACCACCGUCUGCCCUGGGCAGUGGUUUGCAGCUGCUGUACCCUGGGGCACCCCUGCCUGGCCCCCAGACUCUGGUGCUGCCUGCUGGCUCCUUCUGGGGCUCCUGCCACGUGGAACAGGCCUCCCUGGCCCCCGGCUGGGCCUCCUGUAGCUGGCACCCCUUGGCACCCUGCCUCCCGGACCCUGGGAGCCAGGUGCACACGCUGAGACCGUCCUUGUCCGGGGGACCCUGGAACUUGGGUGCUCUUUCAGAGCCCAAAGAUGCCUUUUGA
Molecule: messenger RNA, 849 nt
Organism: Choloepus didactylus (southern two-toed sloth)
Lineage: Eukaryota; Metazoa; Chordata; Mammalia; Pilosa; Megalonychidae
Gene: VENTX
Product: VENT homeobox
Exons: 4
Coding region: 1-849 (282 amino acids)
Biological process (GO): regulation of DNA-templated transcription
Molecular function (GO): DNA binding; DNA-binding transcription factor activity, RNA polymerase II-specific
Source: RefSeq, a predicted model, not a curated record